Nerophis lumbriciformis (worm pipefish) is the source of this 2479-nucleotide messenger RNA. It is a transcript of the gene cbsa, whose product is annotated as cystathionine beta-synthase a. Gene Ontology annotation, cellular component: cytoplasm. The record is from RefSeq and is a predicted model, not a curated record. NCBI's taxonomy places the organism in Eukaryota, Metazoa, Chordata, Actinopteri, Syngnathiformes, Syngnathidae. Gene Ontology annotation, molecular function: cystathionine beta-synthase activity.
CAUGACGCCUGGCCCAAGCUAGCGUAUCAUACACGCAUGUAUCGUGAUUCAUCACUGAAGCUGCAAAGCGAAACUUGCUCCCGUCGCAGCGUCCCGCAGCAUCCUCCGGUGUACUGCAGUUGCCUUAACCUUCUCGUUUUGGACAACUUUGACUCAGCGGCCAUGCCAUCAGUUCCCUUGUCCAAGGAGAGCCCUGUCAAGAGCCCCGUCUGCCCCCAUUCUGCUAAGCUGCACCAACACACCAACGGUGAUGCCAAACUGCGGGAGGGUAGGCUCCUGCACAAUGGGGUUGAAGCGGCAGCUGCGGUAGAGGACCCUGCAGAGCCCAACAGUGGCAUUCAGAGGAAAUGGAUCCGACCAGAUCUCCCCAGCCGCUGCAAGUGGAGCCUUGGGGCCUCACAGGCUGACUCUCCUCAUGUUCAAGUCCCCGGAAAGGUAACGCCUACCAUUCUUCCUAACAUCCUGCACAAAAUCGGUGACACUCCCCUGGUGCGGAUUAACAAGAUCCCUAAAGCAUUUGGACUCAAAUGUGAACUAUUGGCCAAGUGCGAGUUCUUCAACGCCGGCGGCAGUGUCAAAGACAGGAUCAGUCUGCGAAUGGUGGAGGAUGCGGAGAGAGCAGGGACCCUCAAGCCAGGGGACACCAUUAUCGAGCCCACUUCUGGAAACACCGGUAUUGGAUUGGCUCUGGCCGCAGCUGUGAAAGGCUACCGCUGCAUCAUCGUCAUGCCAGAGAAAAUGAGCAUGGAGAAGGUGGAUGUCCUGAGGGCACUUGGAGCCGAGAUUGUCCGCACCCCUACUAGUGCUCGCUUCGAUUCCCCAGAAUCCCACGUGGGAGUUGCCUGGCGCCUGAAGAACGAGAUGCCGAACUCUCACAUCUUGGACCAGUACCGCAACCCGAGCAACCCUCUGGCUCACUACGACACCACAGCAGAAGAAAUCCUGGAGCAGUGCGACGGGAAAAUUGACAUGCUGGUGGCAGGAGCCGGCACUGGAGGAACCAUCACAGGCAUUGCUCGCAAACUAAAGGAACGUUGUCCCAACAUCAAAAUUGUAGGUGUGGACCCAGAAGGUUCUUGCCUCGCUGAGCCAGAGGAACUGAACAAGACGGACAAGACCCAGUAUGAGGUGGAGGGCAUCGGCUAUGACUUCAUCCCCACGGUGCUUGACAGAUCAGUUGUUGAUACCUGGUAUAAGUCCAACGACGAGGAAUCCUUCAACAUGUCCCGUAUGCUAAUCAGGGACGAGGGCCUUCUGUGUGGAGGGAGCUCUGGCACCGCAAUGGCAGCCGCUGUCAACGUUGCCAAAGAGUUGAAGGAAGGCCAGCGCUGUGUUGUCCUCCUGCCAGACUCGGUCCGAAAUUACAUGUCCAAAUUCCUGAGUGACAAAUGGAUGGUACAGAAGGGCUUCCUGAGUGAGGAGGACCUCAUGGUGAAAAAACCCUGGUGGUGGAAUCUUAAUGUGCAAAGUCUGAACCUGUCGGCGCCGCUCACCGUCCUGCCGACCGUCAGCUGCCAGAGGACGAUUAAAAUCCUCAAGGAGAAGGGCUUCGACCAGGCACCUGUGGUGGACGAGUCAGGGUUAAUCCUGGGCAUGGUGACUUUGGGAAACAUGCUGGCCUCUAUACUUGCCGGGAAGAUCAAGCUGUCAGACCCAGUCAACAAAGUGCUCUACAAGCAGUUCAAACGGAUCCGUCUGCUGGAUAACUUGGGAAAGUUGUCCCGCAUUUUGGAAAUCGAUCACUUUGCCUUGGUGAUUCAUGAGCAGAUCCAAUACUUGACAGACGGCUCUCCUAGUCAAAAGCAGAUGGUCUUCGGGGUGGUAACUGCUGUCGACCUGCUCAACUUUGUCACGACGCGCGAGCGGAGGGAGCGUUCUUUCUCAGAUUCCACGGACGAGUUGUCUCUGUGAAGCGCGCCAUUGCACAAUUGUACAGUUCCUGCAGCAACGUAACUCUUCUCCAUUAGUUAGUCGCAAGUAUUAUUAUUAUUUUUUAUAUCCUUAAGGAUUUUGAUUAGGAUUCCUUUUUUCCAUCUAAUCAUGUUUAUGUUGCUGUGUACCGGUACUAUAAUGUUUGUUACACCGUUCAUGUAACUGGGGAUAGGGGCAUUUACUCUCAAGCAAUUAGCUGUUACAAAGUAAAUCUGCUUGCUGUUAAAGUUUUGUUUCAUUACAACACCUUUACUAUCAUCUUCACAAAUAUUUUGGGUUUUUUUCUUGCAGAAUGAAGAGAGUCCAAAAUCAAGAUUUUGACGGGUUGACAUUUAUUUUAGUUGAUAAAUAUUUCAAGUUACAUUGUACGUUGUUUGCUGCUUGUGCUUUGAGUAUAAUCCAAAUCAGAAUGUGUAAAGGUUUUUUCCUACUUUCAGCACAGUGCCAGUAAUUUGAAGUGUUGGGAGGAAAACACUUUUUUUUUUUUUUUAAUUUACUCAGCUUACUGUAAUGAAUGUGUAUGUUUUAAUAAAGGGUAUAAACUGUA